AUGGACGAGAGCACAUUGCUAGUUAUGAGGGAGUGCCUUGCUUGGAUGUCGGAGCUAUCAGCAGAGGAUCUCAUGCCCGAGCACGGAGACCUCGCUAGAGAUGGCGAUCCUUCCUCAACUGCUAUCCUCCAGAAGUUCUACAAGGCUUCGAAGAAUUUCGCAGCCAUGGCGCAAGGCGGAGAGGAGGGUGAAAAGAAGAAUCGCGCGCUUCAAAGUCCCGGGAGAGAAGAGGUGGAGGCAUGCUACCUCGGAGUGGUGAAGCUCUGCAUGGGAGAGCUUUGUGAGCAGGAUGGGGCAUGGCAACCGCCGUCGGACAGGGAGGACGGCAUCAGUGGUGAGGAGCUAGACGAAGAGAUCAAGACUUCCCUUCGGCUUCUUGACAUGUCUCUGAUAUCGUGCAUCGACCUCCCUGUUGACACCAGGCUCCGUCUUCUGCAGCAGAACUUAGCGCAGUCACUUCAUGAGUUUCUUGUUGGUCAAUGUGCAUUGAGGAAGAAGAAUGGGAGAGAGGAGGAGGAGGAAGAGGAGGCAGUAUGGCAAGAUUAUCCGUCGAAGAAGUUUAAGAGCAACUUGUCACCCUCAACUGAAAACACAAACAGCGAAGCUUCAGUAUUGUCACCGGCAUCGUCGAGAUUGCCAUCCGUCAAAGAGCAACUCUUGGAGCAGGACGAGCGAUGGUUUAAGAUGCUUUCUCCACUUGUUUGCUCUGCUGGAUCUGGAAUGGCUGUGGACACUAUCAGUGCAAAGGACCUCCAAACAUUUCGACAAUAUCAUGUCAAGAGAGAACCGGUUGUCUUGUCCGAAAUGACAUGCGACUGGCCUGCCAGAGAGCUAUGGCUGAAGGAUGAUUACCUCAAGAGGGUUGCCGGGUACCGCACAGUCCCUGUUGAGGAAGGAAGGUAUACAGACACAACAACGCGUACUCGACUUGCCCGAGUCGAUCACAUUCUUUACCUGAUGCAGGAGGAGCAGGAGGGAGGGGAACAGGAGAAGCUCUAUCUCGCCCAGCAUCUCCUAUUUGAGCAGAUCCCCCAGCUCAAGGCUGACCUCCUCGUCCCUCCCAUGUGCCUGGAGUCAGAAGAAGCAGUGUCCAUGUGCGAGCAGAAGGCCAUGCACAAAGAUACCAAGAAGGAGGGAAAGGAAAAGAAAAAUGAGGAGGACGAGGACGAGGACGAGGACGAGGACAAGGACAAGGACGAGGAGGACGAUGACGAGACAAGGAGGAAGUCAAAUUUGGCAGGGAGUGGCACACUCGUCAAAAUGAACGCGUGGUUCGGCCCGAGAGGUUGGUAG
Messenger RNA from Guillardia theta CCMP2712, 1293 nucleotides. RefSeq lists its product as hypothetical. Gene Ontology annotation, cellular component: nucleus. The transcript is spliced from 11 exons. Gene Ontology annotation, molecular function: histone H3K36 demethylase activity. NCBI's taxonomy places the organism in Eukaryota, Cryptophyceae, Pyrenomonadales, Geminigeraceae. The record is from RefSeq and is a predicted model, not a curated record. The coding region runs from base 1 to 1293 and encodes 430 amino acids.